UACUGCAAUGAACAAGUUUGCUCAUCUAAUAUCACAAAAAUCAAGAGGGACGGAAAGCAAGAAGGGUGAGAGAGAUGGCGGUGAGCGCAACGGUGAUCGGAGCACUGCUGGGGCUGGGCACUCAGAUGUACUCCAACGCCCUCCGCAAGCUGCCUUAUAUGCGGCAUCCAUGGGAGCACGUUUUGGGCAUGGGUCUCGGCGCAGUUUUCGUGAAUCAGCUCGUCAAAUGGGACGCUCAGCUCCAACAGGACCUCGACAAAAUGCUCGAAAAGGCCAAGGCAGCCAACGAGCGCCGCUACUUCGAUGAAGAUGAUGAUUAAUGUUUUUCCUUAUCAUUAGAUAAACCUGCACCAAGCAAUGGUCACAAAAUUGGUUCGGAUUGUUCGUUGCAAAACCUUUAAACUUAACAUCUUUUGUUUCUUUUGUUGGGCAUCCAUGCCUUUUCG
Hibiscus syriacus is the source of this 446-nucleotide messenger RNA. RefSeq lists its product as uncharacterized. The transcript has 3 exons. The record is from RefSeq and is a predicted model, not a curated record. Lineage: Eukaryota; Viridiplantae; Streptophyta; Magnoliopsida; Malvales; Malvaceae. The coding region runs from base 75 to 320 and encodes 81 amino acids.